Labeo rohita (rohu) is the source of this 2357-nucleotide messenger RNA. RefSeq names its product 60 kDa lysophospholipase. Gene Ontology annotation, biological process: amino acid metabolic process. The transcript has 16 exons. Lineage: Eukaryota; Metazoa; Chordata; Actinopteri; Cypriniformes; Cyprinidae. Bases 29 to 1759 code for a protein of 576 amino acids. Gene Ontology annotation, molecular function: asparaginase activity; protein binding. The record is from RefSeq and is a predicted model, not a curated record.
GAAGUCUCUCUGCCGGAGCACCACUGGAAUGGAUCGAAGAAGAGUCCCUUGCACGUGUUUGGGGUCUCCUGAAUUGAGCACCGAUGUCGAGACGAGGGUCCUGGUCAUAAACACCGGCGGAACCAUCGGAAUGGUCUUGCAUGAUGGAGUUCUGUCUCCAGAACCCAAUGCUCUUGUCAAAACUCUGCGCAAACUCCCCAUUCUGCAUGAUAAAAAGUAUGCAGAAAAAACAAAGCUGUAUGAAUGUUACAAGCCAGAGGACAAAACACUGGUGCUGCCAAAAUCUAAACUGGACAAGAGGGUCGUGUAUACAUUUUUAGAGUAUUCUCCCCUGCUUGACUCCAGUAAUAUGACCCCGAAUGACUGGACCACUAUUGGAAAAGACAUUGAGAAAUACUACCAGGAAUAUGAUGGUUUUGUCGUUCUGCACGGCACAGACACAAUGGCUUACACCGCCUCUGCCUUAUCCUUCAUGUGUGAGAACCUGGGAAAGCCCGUCAUCCUUACUGGCUCACAGGUGCCCAUCUUUGAGACGAGGAAUGAUGGAAGGGACAACCUCGUGGGGGCGCUGUUGAUUGCAGGACAGUUUAACAUCCCUGAAGUUUGCCUCUAUUUUCAUCAUAAGCUGUACCGAGGCAAUCGUGUCACCAAAGUGGACUCUGGAAGCUUUAAAGCAUUCGCCUCACCAAACCUGCCACCAUUAGCCAAUUCUGAAGUCGACAUCAACAUUAACUGGGAUACUGUGUGGCGACCCAGCACGAUUAGCAAAUUCACAGUCUACACUGAAAUGAACCACAAUGUGGGUCUCCUGCGACUCUUCCCGGGGAUCACUGCUGAUACAGUCAAGGCCUUCUUGAAGGCUCCCAUGGAGGGAGUCAUUUUGGAGACGUACGGCAGUGGUAACGCCCCAGACAACCGCCCUGACCUGCUGGAUGAGAUCCAUAAGGCGACCAAGAGAGGACUCAUCAUGGUCAACUGCACUCAAUGUCUCAGGGGCACGGUCACAAUAUCAUACGCCACUGGCCAGGCUCUGAGUAAGGCCGGUGUGGUUGCUGGGUUUGAUAUGACCCCAGAAGCUGCACUAUCAAAACUCUCCUAUGUGCUGGCAAAACAAGACCUCAGUUUAGAAGAGAAGAAGGAGAUGAUGAGUCGUAAUCUGCGUGGUGAGAUGAUGGCUGACGUGCAGGGAGCAAAGCUUUCUCUCAGCGACAGUCGCUUUAUUGAAAUUAUAGCUAGGACCCUCAGCAUUGGCUGUAAAGAGGAGCUUGAAGCCUUACGAGAUGCACUAACACCCACUCUGGCCUGUGCUGCUGCAAAGAAUGGAGACAUUGAGGCUUUAGAGGCCAUAAGGGAUAUGGGAACUGACUUGAAUAAGGCAAAUUAUGAUGGCCGCACUCCCCUUCACAUCGCCGCAUGUGAGGGUCAAGUGAAUGUAGUGGAGUAUCUGCUGGGUAAAGGGGUCAGCAUCUAUGCCAAAGAUCGCUUUGGUGAUACACCCCUUCGCAACGCCAUUCUCCUCAGACAUAAGGAUGUCGUGGAGCUGCUGAGGAAGUGUGGAGCUCACCUGUCCCGUGAUGAAUUGCAGGAUAUUGGAACGGAACUGUGCCGUCUUGCUACAAGUGGUGACUUGGAGGGAUUGAAGAUUUGGAAGUUAGCUGGGGUUGAUAUGGCCACAUCUGGGUAUGAUGAGAAGACCCCUGUUGAAGUGGCAAGAGCCUUUGAACAAAAGGAGGUUGAGGACUUCCUAAACGCUGCUUAGGGCCAAAUUCAGAAUGGGGAGUUUAUCAGGAUUACUUCUUGUCCAACAAGAUCCUGAGGAGUCUAGCUGUCACUUCCUGCCAUUAUCAUCUGUCCACAUUCUCAUUUUUAGCAAAAGUUGCUUUUUUAAAAAAAACAAAAAAACAAAAAAAACAACAACAAAACAGUUUAAAACUUAAAGAGCGCCAAGUCCAUAAUGCUUUAACAGUAAGCUUUUAGAUUUUAAUUUUUAUGUUCAUGGUAAACCAUGAGAAAUCAUUAUUUCUGCUUAUGCACUUUUUCAGAGUAUUUUACAGUCAGGAUACUGUAACUACUGAUUUCAAAAUGAUCUGAAAAUAUUUUUUGGGAUGAUAAUAUUUUCUGUGAUUUUGUGAUGACUACAUUUACAUUUAUUCAUUAAAAGCUUUUAUCCAAAUGAGGAACAUUUUUCUGUGUCUAUCACAUUCUGAUUAAAUGUGAAUCAUAUACAUACACAUUUAGAAAAUUUUGAAAUUCAUUGAGCUGAAAACCAUUAACAUUUUCACUGUUGGACCAUUUAUAACAAUAACAUAAGCACAUGAUAGUUAUGGCUGACUAGAAAAAAGAAAGAAACAGAGAAA